Paraphaeosphaeria sporulosa is the source of this 1226-nucleotide messenger RNA. RefSeq lists its product as uncharacterized. NCBI's taxonomy places the organism in Eukaryota, Fungi, Ascomycota, Dothideomycetes, Pleosporales, Didymosphaeriaceae. The transcript has 4 exons. The record is from RefSeq and is a predicted model, not a curated record. The coding region runs from base 109 to 963 and encodes 284 amino acids.
CUUUUGCUGGACCAUGCUGAUACUACUCUAUAGUUCAGAAAUCUUGGAGAUUUCUGUACCCUAGUUCAAACGCCCGAUCUUUGCUAGAAACAACACCACCACGUUGCAAUGUCCUGUGCAGCUCCUCGUGGUGGCGUCAGCCUCAAUCACAAUCCAAGCUCGAGCGGAAAUGUGAACUCCAGUGGCACUCAACCGUCCCUCUUCAGGCCUACGCGCGCUGUGUACCCGGCUUUGCCUGGCCAGCCUGACCCUGACGACCUUAUACGGGAUAUUCCAUUUCCUGAGAAGGCUGUCUCCGACUUCCAGAGCGUGCCAUUCGCCCAGCCACCUCAACGCGAUGUCCCCUCCAUAAUCGUCGCCCACAUUUCCAACCCGCAGACAUCCAACGCUGAGCCCGACUGGAUCCUGCUCAUGAACCACUUCAAGGAGAAGCGGAGCCUUGAUGGCGUGGGCAACCUUCUGGACCUGUACGUCUUCAUGACGCGCCUCGUGCUCCCAAAUGCGAUAAUCCAGAAUCGCCGUCUCCUCCACGAGCUGUACAUGGAGAAGCGAAAUCUCUCUCCCAACAUACGCUUCCGGUACGACUACUGGCACACCCACGCCCCCACCUACACCCCGCCCUCCGCUCAGCCCCUCGACCUUAUACAAUCCCGUCCUUCCCGCCCAGUAUUGCGCUCCGUGCCCACCCCCUCUGGCCAGAACUUCCUGCAGUGGCUGAGCUUGCCAUUGAAUACGCCAGCAGACAAGCAGCCCUGUCCGAACCAGCUGUUGCACCGGCCGUGUCAUCUGGACGCGUAUCUGAACGAGGACGAGGGAUUUGUGCGGAGGAUUCGACCGGAGGCUUUAUUGCAGCGGACGGCGAAGGUGCUGAGUCUCUUUUGGUGGAUUGCCGUGCAGAAUGCCUGGUUGAAGGCGUAUGAGGGCGUUGGGUGGGCUGGGAUUGAGGGGGAAUGCUAUGCUUGAAUGGCUGGCUGGGGUAGAAAACACGGCACGCUACUGGGAUUGGUCAAAUACAAGUCGAACACAAGUCGAACAUGCAUCAAAGCGGGUGCUGUGGACUCAAAGCGAUUGGUGUGCAUUUCCAUGACGGAUCGGAGGUGGCUUUGGAAGUGUCCGCAGCAUGAAAAGCUUUGAUGCGUUUCAACCUGACUUUCACGAAUUGAUUUGGCUUGUUCUAGAUCGGACCACCAAAACAGGUUCUAGAUAGAUUGACCUUGAUACACUUG